Molecule: messenger RNA, 8563 nt
Organism: Solenopsis invicta (red fire ant)
Lineage: Eukaryota; Metazoa; Arthropoda; Insecta; Hymenoptera; Formicidae
Product: calcium/calmodulin-dependent 3',5'-cyclic nucleotide phosphodiesterase 1
Exons: 13
Coding region: 2443-4665 (740 amino acids)
Biological process (GO): signal transduction
Molecular function (GO): 3',5'-cyclic-AMP phosphodiesterase activity
Source: RefSeq, a predicted model, not a curated record
AGGUGGAGGUUUAGAGUGGUUCAGUUGUAGCGGCACCGUGGCUGAGAUCGGACGUUCGUGUCCAUUUUCCUGGACUCGGUGUGACUCUCGCACGCAUUAAUUGUUCGUUCCGUUUGUUUUGUUUCGUCUCGUGGAGAUUCGCGCGUCCCGUCUCGCGUGUCGUUCUCUCGUUCACCGUUACCGUUACCGUUAUCGUUAUCGUUACCGUCACCGUCACCGUCACCGCAGCUGCCGCCGUCGCUGUCGCCGCCGCUGUCGUUGGCGUCUGACCAGGCGCUCGGCUCCUCCACUGCUCGCGCGCGCGAUUCACGCGGCAUCCGUCAUCAUCGUCUUUUCCACCGUCUUUUCACCGCGAGCCGGAUACUGCUGACUAAGCUACGAUUUAUCUCAGCGAACAAUACCGAUUACAUAAAAAGACUGACAAUGACUCGAUAUUAUGUCGCGAUGGCAUUGUUCGACGGCUUCUUCGUCGCUGGCUGAAUCUGGAUUUAUGUACAUAAGAUAUUGCAUAUCGUAAUCUCUGUAAAAAGAAACAAGAAAAAUCCACUAUUUCACGCUUGUUGACGCGUGACGAGUGAAAUUGCGUACAUUGCGUACUCAUUUUCGAGUCUCGACAAGAGAAAAAGAAUCCUAGCUCCAGUGCAAUUGCGAGUUCAAUGAACUAAGGGCUGCACGGGCGGGAAGUUUGGAAGUCACGCAGGAAGGAAGCGAGGGAGCGAGGGAGCGAGCGAGCGAACGCGAUCCUCGAGUCCGAGUGUCGAGUGUAGUUAUGAACAAGUUUCUCUCGGAUUUGAUCGCGUGGAACGCGAUCGCAAACGGGGGAUAUAGAGAUAUAGAGCCUGUGCAGUCUGCGCAAUUUGUGCACGAUGGUAGUAGCUGUCGUGCAUUUUCGAAUCGUAUCCCGUGAAAAGUCGUGCGUGCCGCCGCCAGCCGCCACCGCCGCUCAGCAGCAUGGCAUGUCGGAAGCGAGACGGCAUGGGCGCGCCGCCGCCGCCGCCGCCGCCGCCGCCGCCGCCAUCGCCGGUGCACCGGUACGGGUAACCAACCUGCGACGUUAACGUUAUGGUAACGUGAAUCGAUCGCCUGAUUUUCGUUCUCCCUCCAUACCAUCUGUCAGGGCAAGAACUCGCGAGCGGCCAGACGUGCGUGCACGUCACGAGUGUAUGCCGGUGAUUCUGCCGCGCCGCCGCCGCCGCCGCUGUCGCCGCCACUCGCAAGCACAUUCGACGCGACGACGCUACGCGAGAUACUCUAGAUACGCUAGAUUCGAGAUUCCGUUUUUGCCAAUUUUCUACACUGUACAACAUUUUCUACUCAUGUAGUAAUUACACAUUUUUUUCGAAAAUCUUUUUCCACUUUCCAAAAAAAAAAUCAUACGCGACGAGCUGCGCGAAGAGCAGCACGUGGCCGCAGAGACGUUGACCGAGCUGUGAAUUACGAAGAUAGUGUCUAUACUGUUCUAUAAAAUUUCCGCCUGGCAAUUAUGUGCUGUCGAUUGCGACAGAAAAACAUUAUAAUUAGAGAAUACGUUCUCCGAUCGAGAAUCGAGACUGCCAAGAUUGUGAAAAAUGAUUGUUUCUACUUUGUACGACGAUCACGUCGCUCGGGAUUCGUCGAUCGGAACUGAAAUGCAAAUUGCCGUUUGAUUACGAAAAGUUUUAUUGCAGACGGACGGACAGAAGGAAAGAAAAAAAAAUAGGAUUAUGUGCUUAUACGCGAAAGGAAUUGGAGAGUAAACAAAGAAGGUAAAAGAUUAUCCGUGUAAACCGUCCUUAAAGAUGUUAGAUGUUAGGUAAUUUGUGAAUCGCAAAGGCAGAUAAGGAUAAAUGUAUUCCUUUUACAUGAUAAGAAUCUUGAUGCGCCUUUAUGAAAAGAUAGAACUAAACUUUUGUCUCUCGCUUCGUUGAAAAUUAAAUUGCUGUGCCAUAUCGUUCACAUUUUGAGCGCGCCUCGAUAAAUCUGAUUCUCACACAAAGGAAGCUGACAUAACUGACUGAUUACCUAUACAAAGAAGGUGAACGGGAACUCGAAUCGUUAACAUCUCUACUUUUCGAUGGUUUAUCACGCAAAGAGUCCAAGAUCUCUCGUGGCGAACCGCAGCGCUCGAUGCGCUGCACGCACACGCGCGAUAUACGUGUAAGAGAUAAACGGGACCCUGCGUUCUAUGUAAACGUAUAUAUUUUAACUAAACUGUUAAAACAUUACGUAAACUUUGCGUGGGUUGAUUACACCAAUAUCGCGCAUCGUUUUCAUCACGGCAGUGUAAUCAAAUUGAGGAAAUAUAUUGACCGAUAACGCCGAUAAGAGAGAGAGAGCAAGCGAGAUUUAAGUUAAUUAAGUGUGAUAGUUGCGAAAAUGGAGUCUCAUAAGUUUCUAUACUUGAAGACGAGAGGAUCGACAAAGAUGUGAGAAAAUAAGACUGAGUAACCAAGAUUGACGACAAUGUCUAGACCAGGCAAAGAUCCUGUACAAAAGUGCCACUCAGAUCCGGGUGCAGCUGGCUCUUCGUGUAGCCCGAGCAAGAGAAUUUCACGGAGACAAGUGCCGUGUAUUCCGUCCUCGCCAAAUACACGCAAAUGCGUCUUAACCUUGGACGGAUACAGUUACGUGAUCGUUGCAUCUCCGCCAGACAGACGAGUCACGAGAGACGAUAUCGGAGUAGCCUCGGGCGGUGUAGCGGUGAACAACGCGGCUGCUACCGGUUGUAGCAGUAGCAGCAGCAGCACGAGCGGCGGCGCAGCAUCCUCGAGGUCGCGCAAUCCUUCCUCCUCUUCUCCCGGUCGGAAUGGCCAACUCUCCAAAGGCACUUUGACGAUAGUACGUCGAAGUUCAGGCAAAAACAAAGGUGUCAGCGGUGGAAAUUUCGAAAGUUCUCCACCACCGCACAAUCCCGAUACUUCGUACUUGGCGAGUCAAUCUGUCGAUCUCGAAGAAAUCCUCGAUAAUGUUGAUCUUACGACGGAUUCGCUUCCUGCCGUUGAUACCCCUGACGCGUGCGACAAAGCUGCUCUGAGAUUGAGGUGUUUAUUGAGGCAGCUACAACACGGGGAGAUAUCUGCCGACUUACUCCAACGAAACUUGCACUAUGCAGCUCGCGUACUCGAGGCUGUUUUCAUCGACGAGACCAAGGUGAGUUCAGGCGGGAAUGAGUGCGCUCGGUCAUCACGUAGGGGGGCGGGCCUGACGUCUUCAUCCCUAGGGGGCGGCUUGGACCCAGACGGACCACAGGGCCACGCGGUGGUAACCCAGAAACGGAAGCUUCGCACCCCCGUAUGGGCAAGAGAUGCUGAGCGUGUGGAAUCAACUGCCACGUGUCGUCCGGGUGUACACCGUAGACGAUUGGCAGAUGAAGAUGACGAGCUGUCGGAGGUGCAGCCAGAUGCGGUACCACCGGAAGUGCGCGAGUGGUUGGCAUCGACUUUCACUAGGCAGCUCGCCACUACUAGGCGGAAAGCCGAUGAGAAACCGAAAUUCCGUUCGGUCGCCCACGCCAUCAGGGCGGGCAUAUUUGUCGAUCGGAUCUAUAGGAGGGUCACGAAUACCGCCCUCAUGCAAUUUCCGCCGGAAGUCGUGAAAGUACUCAAGACUUUAGACGAUUGGUCGUUUGAUGUAUUUUCCUUGAAUGAGGCCGCUCUGGGUACACCAGUGAAAUACCUGGGUUAUGACCUCCUCAAUCGAUAUGGUAUGAUUCACAAGUUUAAAGUACCUCCCGUAGUUUUGGAAUGUUUCCUCGGAAGAGUCGAGGAGGGUUAUUGCAGGCAUCGAAACCCAUACCAUAACAAUCUCCACGCUGCUGAUGUUGCGCAAACGAUGCAUUACAUCUUGUGUCAAACGGGUUUAAUGAAUUGGCUGACCGAUCUCGAAAUUUUCGCCACUCUCGUGGCAGCGCUUAUUCAUGAUUACGAGCAUACUGGGACCACAAACAAUUUCCACGUAAUGUCCGGUAGUGACACAGCGCUCCUAUAUAACGACCGAGCUGUGCUAGAAAAUCAUCACAUCUCGGCCAGCUUUCGGAUACUCAGAGAAGAUGAUUGUAACAUACUACAGAAUUUGUCGAGAGAGGAAUUUCGAGAAUUUCGAUCACUUGUAAUUGACAUGGUUCUUGCCACUGACAUGAGUUUUCAUUUUCAACAACUGAAAAAUAUGAAAAACUUAAUAAGUUUGGCGGAACCAAGCGUUGAUAAGAGCAAAGCCGUUAGCUUGGUUCUUCAUUGUUGCGAUAUUUCGCAUCCUGCCAAAAGAUGGGAUCUUCAUCAUAGAUGGACGAUGCAACUUCUAGAAGAGUUUUUCAGACAAGGUGAUAAAGAGAGAGAGCUUGGAUUGCCUUUUUCUCCUCUAUGCGACCGCAAUAAUACGUUAGUAGCUGAAUCUCAAAUAGGAUUCAUAGAAUUCAUUGUCGAGCCUAGCAUGCAAGUAUGCAGUGACAUGCUGGAAACCGUUCUCGCGCCGCUCAAUGUCAAGGAUACUGCGGACGAACCCAGCAAUGGUUCAGGAGGAGAAAAUAAAAGGUGCAAAAUUGGAAAACCUUGGAUCUCGUGUCUUGCAGAGAAUAAGAAAAGUUGGAAAGAACAAGCAGUCCGAGAUGCAGAAGCUAAAGCACAAAAGGAACAAGAACAAAAAGUCAGUGGGGACGGUGGAGGAGCGCAAGUUCCAGCCGAAAAGUGAAGAAUACACCGAACGAUUAUAUUUUUUAAGAAUCUCUGUAACUUUAGGUUACGGGGAAGUUUAUGAUCGCAUUGGAUGGCAUCUAUGAUAAGUUUAUGGACUUCUUAUUACGCUUACGAAUGAUAGCUAAGCGUCAUUCGGUAGUACAAAUAGACAUACGGAUAUUAGAUGUGAAUGGAAAUAACGAUCUAAGCACAAAAUAUGUUGGAGAAUAAUUUGUUUAGACACCUUUGAUCGACACCAAAGAUCCAAAUCAUGUAUUUGUUCUAUUAUUUUUAUAGAAUAUUCAUAGAAUACAUCUCAACUAAUUUAUUUUUUAUUGUUCCAUGAUUAUACUUUUUGUAUUGUUUCGUAAGUAUUCGAUUUCAUACAGCACCCCUUGAGAUAAUCACCGUCGAUGUCGCAUUAGAUUAGGUAUAUGUUUUUUCUAAUUAAUUUCGAAAGCUUCUUGAGGUUUGUUUUUGUAAAAGUUUCUCAUUUUUUAAGUAAAAUAUUUUUUUAAUCGACGAUUUAACAUCUUGAAAUUCCUCCAAAUUAUAUAACUUAAUACAUGAUAGAAGAAUUGAUAAAAAAAAUAACGUAAAUUACGAAUUAUAUAUUACGAUUAUUUCACACAAGUAGAAUGUAAAUCAUUCAUAUCUUUUUACUAUUUUUAAUUAAACAGAGCAAGAAUUGACAUAACGGUUAGAUAAAAUCACUAGUAUAUUAUAGCGGAAGACACAGUAAAAAGUACAAAAAAAGAAGAUAUCCUCAAAGGAAAAAAUUAAUUCAUAUAUUUCCUAAAGAGCAAAAUAAAUUUAAACUAUAUUAAGUUAAAUGAGAAUUUAAAUAAUCAAUUCAAUUUUGCCGUCAAAACUUAAAGAAAAUCUAAUGAUGCAUCAAAGUUGCAUCAACACAAAAUGUUUUGGUUAUAUGUAUACAUGAUAUAUAAUUACAAUUGUAAUUCAUAAUGGCUAUUUUCUUUUAUUUUUUUAUAUUUUUGAACUAAUAUUAUAAUUAUCGACGGUGAUUACACAAGAUUUUUAUUUCUUGAAUAAGAGAGAUUUUUUUACUAAUUACUUAUAUAUCUAAUUUCCGCACAAGAAUAUAAAUAUUGCACAAAAUAUUGAAAUUUCUUUGUAAUUCUAUUUAUUUAUUUAUUUUUACUGUAUAGAGUAUAUACAUAUAUAAAAUAGAGAAAAGAUAUUUUCUUUCUGAAUAAAACGGGGGCCUGAGGUUUGCCUUUUCAAUGCGAUCUUUGCAAGCUUAGAAUGCAAAACGUUAUUUGUGACAGAGACCAUUUGGAAACUUGGGAACAUUGCUCCCUCUCGUUCACAUGUUUAUUAGUCGCGGCAAAAAGAUCUAUAGAAGCAAAAUAUUCUUGUACAUACCGUUUGUUAGAUGUGUACUCGUAUACACGUACUGGUUCAGCUUUAAUAUGUGUGUAUGUAAUGUAUAAAGAAAAACAAAUAACAAGAUACGGCUAGUGUUUAAUCGACAUAGGCGUACUACAUAUUUCGUGUAUAUGUACAUAUAUAUGUAUAUAUGUAUAUGUAUAUAUACAAAAAAAAAGAGAAAGAAAACAUUAUUUUGUUGAACUCCUUGCGAUAUCGCAGAUGUAGAAUGUACAUGUUAGCACAUGUAGCGACGCACACGUCCGUAUUUAAGUUUGUAAUAAAACAUAUCCAUGAACGAAUGCGCAUUAGAAAAUGCAUACAUUCUUGAUACAAAGACGGACAAUUGCCAUUGUAUCAAUGCAUCAUUAUCAUCCUGUGUCAUACGCGUAAAGGAAUCGGAGAGACUUCGGUGAAAUAAAAGAUUUACUAUUCUUUCUUUCUUUCUUAUCAUGUAGAGAAAGUGUUGCCGUUAUUGCAAACAUUUUACUUUAUUAUUUAGAUGACUAUAAAUGUAUAAUUUUUAAGCAUUCGCGUGUUACAUACUUAGUAAUUGUUACUUAAUAUAUUGCGCUAUGUUAAUUAAAUCAUGAGAAGAAAUUUGUGUAAUUUAAUUAACUUUCGCAGAAUCAGCCUCUUUUCAUUUAUUUUGCGAUAGAAAGAUGCUUAAUUUCUUUUUAUUCGUUUAUUAAAAUAACAAAUGAUAAAUGAAAGUAUCUACCGAAAUUGAAUCCGAUUCUGUACACGUGGCAAUAAUUUGAGGUAAGAUUAUGGAGAAACCGUUCAUAUAUGUAUACAUAUAUGUAUAUCUGUAAGCACAUGUAUACGUAUAUGUAUAGCAUAAAAUAGGACACAUACAGAGAUAACAGAUUUUUCGAGUGGAACGUUUUAUCGUUACAAAGAUAUUAUAUACAUACAUAUAUCGAUAUAUAGAUGUAUAGAAUAAUCUCACUAUUUCGAGAUUGAACAUAUCCGUCCUGUAUUUAUUUAAUUUCCCUCAUUCAUGAAUUCUCAACACUGCUAUGGAACAAAUGUUUCGUGUUAUUAAUACAAUAUAAUAGAUAACGCUUAUCUUCUUCUUCGUCAUCAUCUUGUAAUGUAGCCUGACCAAAUCGACAAAAUCAAAAACUUAGCAUUGAAGUCUCGGAAAAGAUCCGAGCAAACUCCAAAAAUUAAUUGCUACGCUCACACUAUUCACGCAAUCAAAUCUUAUUUUACAUUUAAUUUCUCUUUUCAUAUUUUUGGUUAUUGUUCAGAUAUUCUGUUUUUAAUCAAAAUUUGGAAAUUUUUUACGCAAAAUUUUAUUUAACUCAAAGUGUUUGCCUUAUUUUUAAUUUUAAGAAUAUGAAUAAUAUAUAUCAUGUAUUAUUGUAAAGUUAUAAAAUUAGUUUACGUUUCAUAAGAAUCAAACUUUAAUCUAUGGCUGUGCGCCGGUCGUGUAUGAUUGAAUUUUUUUUUUCCUACAGCAGAGAGGGGCCAAAACGCAUGAUAGAAUUAAAGUACAUUGAAAUCACGAUUGCAUUAAGAGAAUUAUUGACCAGUCACGUAAAUAAAAAAAAAUUAAUUGGUUAUAGCGUAAAGACAUUAUUUGAAUUCGCAUGGCGCGGCCGGCCCGUUGCUCUCAGUAAAUGAAUGACGAAAUGCGUUGCUGGACUUAAAAACUCUAAAAACUGUAGACUAAACGUAAAUCUACUCUGCGUUAGAAACACAUGUUUAUAUUCACGUGGCUCGGUCGUUUCAUUGUCUAGAGCUCUCUUUAAAUUGAUACUGGCCUUUCCUUAUACGAUAUGCGCAAUAAUAUGCGAAUUGCGGGAUAAUCACAAGAAAGAAGAGAGCGAGAGAAAAAGAAAGAGAAAUAGAAAAAAAUAAAUAAAGCGACACUGACGGUGUCGCAAGCACAUUAUUACGCUUGACUACAAAGCACCUCCCAAAUAUGUUUAAUAUAAGCAAAUGAUUAGUUAGUAUCAGGUAGUUUGAUGAGACAAGCGAGAAAAUUUGAUGAUAUCAUUCAAAAUGAGUAAGGCGUUUUAAGAAUACUCGAGACCAAUACUAUUAACUCUUAAGAUAAAAGUGCACACGUGAAUUCCUCUUCUUUUCUUCAGUCUCUUUAUUUCUCUUCAAUUGGUAUAUCCGUACACCUAUACCAUUCUUAAUCUCGUUAAUCUCGAUUAUUGUAAAUCUCAUUGUCAGUGGACGAUGCGUUCGCGCCAUUACAUUGAUGCUGAUCGUUUUUAAAUAUGUGUCACCACGAAUUAUAAUGAUUCUACAUUCUCCGUUUAUUUUUCAGCACAAUUUAAUAAUAAGAAGUGUACAUAACCGGCAACUUCAGCACCAUGUCCAUUCGAUGUGAUGUAAUGAAAUGUAAACGUAUAACGAGAGAUAUAUUAAUAUAUUACACAAAGAUACGUCACAUGUAUGAUUAGCAUUGUACUAUGCGUAACUUUACAAAAAGAAAAAAAAAUAAAAAUACUCGAUUACUUAAACGCUGUCGAUUUAAUUCGAAUAACAAAUAAAAGGACAUAUAA